Molecule: messenger RNA, 701 nt
Organism: Coccinella septempunctata (seven-spotted ladybird)
Lineage: Eukaryota; Metazoa; Arthropoda; Insecta; Coleoptera; Coccinellidae
Exons: 3
Coding region: 1-699 (232 amino acids)
Source: RefSeq, a predicted model, not a curated record
AUGGACUAUAUAAAAGCGGUUGUAGUUGAACCAGGAGUCAGUUCUUCUUUUGUUGUCAUGCAGAGGUGGUCUGAAAUGAGACUAUUCAUUCUUUUCGCAGUAAUUGCUUUUUCUCUCGCUGCAGAGGAGAAAACCUCCCCUGCUUCUGACUCUAAGGAGACCAAAACAGUGGAAUCGACGGAUGAUAAAAAUCAGAAAAAAAGAGGCUUGGAUUUUGGAUCCUACCAUGGUUUCGGUGGAGAUUUUGGAGGCGGAUUUGAUCUAGGAGGUCAUGACUAUGGUGGCCAUCAUGAAGUUAAAACUAUCACAAUCGAGAAGAAGGUACCAUACCCAGUACCACACCCGGUUCCGUACCCAGUGAUAAAAAAAGUUCCAGUACCAUACAAAGUCAUCGAAAAAGUACCUGUGGAUAGACCCUAUCCAGUACCCGUUCCCAAACCUUAUCCAGUGACAGUUCACAAGCCCGUUCCAUAUCCUGUUGAGAAACCCUAUCCAGUACCAGUCAAAGUGCCCGUUAAGGUUCCAGUGAAAGUACCUUAUCCUGUCCCAGUGCCGAAGCCAUACCCAGUUACCGUGCACAAACCUUACCCCGUUAAAGUCAAGGUACCGAUUGUGAUAGAGAAGAAAGUGCCAGUCUUCAUAAAAGAGCACCAUGGUUAUGGUAAUGGUGGACAUAGCUUUGGGCAUAGUUUCCACUGAAA